UAAAGUGCAAUCCACUGGAAGUAGAGUAGGAAACAAAUGACAUUCCCAGCAAUACCGAUUUUCGUUAGUCAUUUUUUAUUAAAAAUUUCUACGGUUUAGUGAGGAAACCACAUCCGUUGACCGAAAAAAAACCAAAUAACACUUUAUUAAAUUAAUUGGAAGUGCAUAAAUACAAUUAAAGGUCAAUUGAAAGAAAAAUUUGAGCAGCGUAAUAGCGAAAUAAGCAUAUUGAUUGCGUGAAAAGUGCAGCAGAAGGUCGAAACAAAAUAUAAAAAUAAGAAGGGGAAAAACAACAAAAGGAUAGUGAAAAUCGAUUGCAAAAGACUUGAACAUUUAAACAAGUGUAGGAACGUUAAUACGCAGUGCAAAAAUUAUUAAUUAGUUUUUCAUUUGAGCUGCCACAUAGCCACUGGUGUGAAAUGGGGAUUUUUGGGCAAUCAACACCGUUUGAUGCGGAUAUUGACAAAGCUACAAGCGAAACAAAUACAAACGAGAACUGGUCGCUCAUAUUGGAUGUGUGCGAUAAGGUCUCAUCCAAUCCGCGCAGCGCCAAAGAUUGUCUGAAGGCAAUAAUGAAACGUAUGGGCCAUGCUGAUCCACAUGUUGUAAUGCAAGCGCUCACACUGUUAGAUGCCUGUGUCAAUAAUUGUGGUAAACCAUUUCAUUUGGAAAUCGCCUCACGUGAAUUCGAAAAUGAAUUCAGGCGUCUGCUAUCGAAGGCACAACCGAAAGUAUCGCUGAAAAUGCGUCAGGUGCUUAAAAACUGGGCUGAGAGCGAUUUUAAAAAUGAUCCUGAAUUGAACUUGAUACCAUCGCUUUAUAUGAAAUUGCGUCACGAAGGCUACGACUUCAGCAACAUAAACGAAAAGCCGGCAAAGUCAGCAGCAAAAUUAACCGCUUUGAAAGAUCCUAAUGUGGUGAGCAGCCAACAGGAGGAAGACGAUAUUGCCAAAGCGAUAGAGCUAUCGUUGAAGGAGACGAAGAAUAGUCCCAAGUUGCAAAGUAGCAGCAAUGCUGGUGCCGCCAGUGGCAGCACGACCGCUGCCUCGGCUUAUUCCUCUUUGUAUCCCUCAUUUUCGGGUUCUGGUUCAUUGGCGAGCAUUACAUCCACUGGCGGUGCGUCGAAUAAUUCCACCAAUUCACAGCCCGAACCACGUAAAGUACGCGCCUUAUAUGAUUUCGAAGCAGCCGAAGAGAAUGAGUUGACAUUCUUCUCUGGUGAAAUUAUACAUGUUGUAGAUGAUUCCGAUCCGAAUUGGUGGAAAGGCUAUAAUCAGCGUGGUGAAGGUCUUUUCCCAUCAAAUUUCGUAACUGCCGAUUUGUCUGUCGAUCCGGAACGUUUGGAUAUCAAUCAACAGAAUAAAACGAAAAAGAGCGUACAAUUCGAGGAUGAUGCCAAAGCUUUGCAAUUAAAGACUGAAGCUGCCGCCGCGGCAGUUGCUGAACAACGAAUCGAAAUCGAUGAGGAGAAGAUUGAUCGUCUUUUGCAUCUGUUGCACGAGGCAAAUCCCGAGGAUCCUUCGCAAGAUAGCGAGGAAAUGUUGCGUUUGGAACAGGAAGUACACCAGAUGGGUCCACUAAUUGAUACCGAGCUGGAGCGUGUCGAUCGCAAGCAUGCACAACUCACGCAGCUCUCCAGCGAUCUGGUGGACGCAAUCAAUCUCUAUCAUUCACUAAUGCGCGACGAUCGUAUGGCAAUGCCAGGCGGCCCACAGGCUGCUGGUUAUUUAGGCGGUCUGCCACCCAUGGCCGGUGCGUUGCCUGGUCUGGGUUAUCAGGGUGUGCCGAAUCCACAAAUGCUAUACGGUGCAGCUGGCUAUCCGGGCAAUGCAAAUUUUCCGCCACACAUGCAGCCAGGAGCACAUAUGCCAACACAUAACUAUGGCAUGCAAUCGCUGCCCUAUGCAAACCCGGCACAGUUGCCCGGCAAUGUGGCGCCAGUCACCACGCAAAACACGCUAAAUCAGAAUGCGGUGUCUACCGCGGCACCAGUACCAACGGCUGGUGCUUACUCUAUACCACAGCAGUAUCAAAAUGGACAUGUGAACGCGUCGCAGCUUAAUGGCAACGUUGCUGGCAGUGUUGGCCUCAAUUCACUGCCUCCGUCUAUGGCUUCACUACCCUAUAUGGGUGCUGCUCCACAGUUGCCGGCCACUUCUGCACCGCCAGCGUCCGAACAGCAACAAAUGCCCCAAUCAACUAUGGCCGCCGCUAAUAAUUAUAAUACGGUUCCACAGUUGCAGCAGUUGAACAAUAUGCAGGCGUUGCAGUCAUUGCCACACAUGCCACAAUAUCCGAAUGGCAUAAACGAUGGCGUCAAUGCUAUACCACCCGAUCAGUUGCAUCAACAGCCGCAAUUUCCACACCACCUACAGCAACAUCCACAACACUACGGCACGCUACCGUCGUCACAGCCACAACCACAAAAUGCGUUUAUGACAUCACCACCCACAACUGCAACUGGCAUGGCACCGCCGCCGCCCGGCAUGUUACCCCCCACAGGCCAUGGCAUGCAUAAUCCCACAAAUGGCGGUGAUCAAUUCAGUCAAUUACAACAACAAAUGGCUGCAAUUUCACUGGCAGGCGGCAUUAAUCAGCCGGUAACACAGAAUUUCCUUGUACAAAACGAUCCGAAACAUAACAUUCCAAUUUACCAGCAGCAACGGUAAGACGUUGGUCGGUUGAUUAGGCAGCGACAAUAACCGCGUCGUCAUAUAACUUUUCUACUCGUCCUCACUCACUAUCUUUUUUGUUACAAACAAUAUACAUACAUACAUACAUAUUAUAACAACAUCAACAGCAAGAGGCGCAGCUUGCAAGUGUUUGUCUUACGCAACCAAUAAAGCGUUGUGCAUUGCUUAGCAAUGUGCCGCGUCGCUUUACAACAACAAACAACAAAAUAUGUAUGUGUAAGCGCGUUUGCUAUGUAAUUAUUCAUAUAAAAUGAACAUGAACAUGUAUUUUGAUAUUGUUAUUAUUAUUCCUCUUUAUGUCCGUAUUAUAUAUGCUCGUUGGUCGCAAUGCAGAGGUGAAUGCGUCGCAUUUUAAUUGCUACUAUUAAUGUUAAGUUGUUUUAAAUAAAUUGGACGAACGUAUAUUGUUUCCUAACUCGGUUACUUGUGCUGACGUACAAACGUCGACGAAGAAGUAGAAGAAGCAGAAGACAGUUGUGCAUGCAUACAUACCUACAUACUUGAUGAGGAAGAUGUGCGAAACUAAAUUUUUUCGGCUGCGUUGUUUAUGAAAUGUGUUUGCGAAAGUUAUGUAUGUUUACCACACAACAACAAAAAAAUAAAAAUAA
Messenger RNA from Zeugodacus cucurbitae (melon fly), 3301 nucleotides. It is a transcript of the gene Stam, whose product is annotated as signal transducing adapter molecule 1. Gene Ontology annotation, cellular component: ESCRT-0 complex. Gene Ontology annotation, molecular function: ubiquitin binding; phosphatidylinositol binding. The record is from RefSeq and is a predicted model, not a curated record. The coding region runs from base 420 to 2669 and encodes 749 amino acids. Gene Ontology annotation, biological process: protein transport to vacuole involved in ubiquitin-dependent protein catabolic process via the multivesicular body sorting pathway. The transcript is spliced from 6 exons. Lineage: Eukaryota; Metazoa; Arthropoda; Insecta; Diptera; Tephritidae.